CUCCGCCCGGCUCCGGUGAGUCCGGAUGAAGGACGCGUGUCCGCGGCUGUGAACAAGACAAAGAUUCCGGAAGUGCUGCUGCUGCUGUGCGCGUGUCGGAGCUCCAGUCUGCUGUCUAUCCAUGGAUUACGUCAGGCUGCCGCUGGUCCUCGUCCUGGUUCUGGUUCUGGUUCCCCUCUGGUACCGCACCGGAGCAGCGGGGCUCCACGUGAGAGGAGAGCAGAAGCGGAACUGUUCCGCGGUGAAGCUGGGUCUCUCCGCGGUGAUCCGCCGGGUGGACCCGCGCUUCUUGUCCGUCACCAUCGAUGCCUCCCUGGCUACAGAGGAGAAGUUCAUGUCGCUGUUAGGCUCUGCAAAGAUCAGGACGCUGGCAAAAGCAUUAACGCCAUCUUUUCUGAGAUUUGGGGGGACGAGACAAGACUUCAUGGUGUUCGCCCCCCGGAGAUCUCACCGGGACGCUGCAGGUCUCACCGCCGAUGGGUCCUGUGAUGAUUUGGAGCUCCCCUCGUGGCUGGAGGACCGGCUGAAGAAGGACUGGACCCGACAGCAAGCGGUCCUGAUGAGAGAAGACCUGCACAGAAAGUACCGGCGAGUCAAGUUCACAGAGGACACUGUGGACCUGCUGCACUCGUUCUCCAGCUGCUCGGGGAUGGAUCUGAUCUUCGGGCUCAACGCUCUGCUCCGAAACGCAGACAACAGCUGGAACAGCAGCAACGCCCGCUCGCUGCUGCAGUACUGCGAGUCCCGAGGCUACCGCAUCAGCUGGGAGCUGGAGCAACGAUGCCUGUCAAUCCCUCUACACUCUGUGUCUGUCUUACUGUCUUCUCUACACUCUGUUGUCCCUGCUCUGUCCUCUACAGCUGUGUCUGUCCCUCUACACUCUGUGUCUGUGUUGUCCCUCUACACUCUGCUGUCCUCUACAGCUCUGUUUUCCCUCUAG
Messenger RNA from Perca fluviatilis (European perch), 940 nucleotides. RefSeq names its product heparanase (gene hpse). The transcript has 5 exons. NCBI's taxonomy places the organism in Eukaryota, Metazoa, Chordata, Actinopteri, Perciformes, Percidae. Gene Ontology annotation, cellular component: membrane; extracellular matrix. Gene Ontology annotation, molecular function: hydrolase activity, acting on glycosyl bonds. The record is from RefSeq and is a predicted model, not a curated record. The coding region runs from base 122 to 940 and encodes 272 amino acids.